AUGGCGAGCAUCAGGCGUUUCUUCUACUCCCAACUGUUUGUUACGCCACCCAAGCCCACCGGCGACCUAACUGGCAAGACUGUCGUCGUCACUGGUUCUAAUGUCGGUCUUGGAAAGGAAGCCGCACGUCACUUCACCCAGCUCAACGCCUCCACGGUCAUUCUCGCCGUGCGCUCCAUCGAGAAAGGCGAGGCAGCGCGCAAGGACAUCGAAUCAACCACAGGCCGCAGCAAUGUAGUCAAAGUCAUGCAACUCGACAUGUCAUCCUACCAGUCCGUCCUCGAUUUUGCCCAGAAAGCAAGCAAAGAGCUCGAACGAGUGGACAUCGCAGUCCUCAACGCCGGCGUUACCCGCGCCGCAUGGGAAGUCUUCGAACAAGACGAGUCUACCAUCACCGUGAACGUCGUUUCUACCUUCCUGCUGGCUUUUGCGUUGUUGCCUAAGCUUAAAGAAACGGCAAGCAAGUUCAACAUGAGACCCACGCUUACCAUUGUGAGCUCUGAGGUGCACGAAUGGGCGACUUUCGACGAGAGGAAAGCACCCGAGGGCAAGCUCUUCGAGAGACUGAACGAGAAGGUCGUUAAUGGGAAGGAUGUUAGCCUAAACAACCGGUAUCAAGUUAGCAAGCUACUCGAGGUACUCUUUGUCCGCGCAUUCUGCGAGCGAUACCCCGAAUCGCAAAUCCCAGUCACCGUCAACCUUGUUAACCCUGGCUUCUGCCACUCCGAAUUCGGUCGCGAAAAUGGAAUCGCCCUUGCGAUUGCACGCUUACUGCUUGCGCGGAAAACGGAAGUCGGAUCGAGGACUCUCACGCACGCUGGUAUAUCGGGUGUUGAGACGCAUGGGAAUUAUCUCAGUGAUUGUGAGAUUACUGAACCGAGCCCGUACGUGCGGAGUGAGGAGGGGAAGAGGGAUCAAGAGAGGGUUUGGAAAGAGCUGACGGCGAAGUUGGAGGGUAUUAAGGCUGGGAUUACAGAGAGCUUUUAG
Messenger RNA from Alternaria infectoria, 987 nucleotides. RefSeq lists its product as uncharacterized. NCBI's taxonomy places the organism in Eukaryota, Fungi, Ascomycota, Dothideomycetes, Pleosporales, Pleosporaceae. Bases 1 to 987 code for a protein of 328 amino acids. The record is from RefSeq and is a predicted model, not a curated record. The transcript is spliced from 2 exons.